AUGUCUCAGUGCGUUUGCAUCACUCGUUUAUCUAAGAAGAGGUCUGCGGCGGAAGCCAAUUCAUUCUCUGACGAUGAAGACUCCUCUUUUAUUAGCAAUAGGCGAGUUGUAUUGGGUGAGCUUCGGAAUUGUGCUGCUGCUGAGCCAAAGAGAAGGCCAUUGCCUAAUUACCUUGAGAAAGUUCAGAAAGAUGUUAGUGCCUACACGAGAGGAGUAUUGGUGGAUUGGUUGGUGAAAGUUGCAGAGGAGUACAAACUUUGUUCAGAGACUCUGUAUGCAGAGGAGUACAAACUUUGUUCAGAGACUCUGUAUCUAUCGAUUUCUUAUAUUGAUCGAUACUUGUCCUUGAACACCAUAGCCAGAAAGAGACUUCAGUUAUUGGGUGUCAAACAACUCUCAGUUGGAGUCGAUGAUACAACUCAUCGAAAAUGA
This is a messenger RNA of Cannabis sativa, 432 nucleotides long. RefSeq names its product cyclin-A3-2-like. The record is from RefSeq and is a predicted model, not a curated record. The coding region runs from base 1 to 432 and encodes 143 amino acids. Gene Ontology annotation, biological process: mitotic cell cycle phase transition; regulation of cyclin-dependent protein serine/threonine kinase activity. NCBI's taxonomy places the organism in Eukaryota, Viridiplantae, Streptophyta, Magnoliopsida, Rosales, Cannabaceae. The transcript is spliced from 2 exons. Gene Ontology annotation, cellular component: nucleus; cyclin-dependent protein kinase holoenzyme complex; cytoplasm. Gene Ontology annotation, molecular function: cyclin-dependent protein serine/threonine kinase regulator activity.